This is a messenger RNA of Neoarius graeffei (lesser salmon catfish), 2507 nucleotides long. RefSeq names its product ATPase H+ transporting V1 subunit Ab (gene atp6v1ab). Gene Ontology annotation, cellular component: proton-transporting V-type ATPase, V1 domain; lysosomal membrane. Gene Ontology annotation, molecular function: ATP binding; proton-transporting ATPase activity, rotational mechanism; ATP hydrolysis activity. Lineage: Eukaryota; Metazoa; Chordata; Actinopteri; Siluriformes; Ariidae. The transcript has 15 exons. The record is from RefSeq and is a predicted model, not a curated record. The coding region runs from base 128 to 1981 and encodes 617 amino acids. Gene Ontology annotation, biological process: proton transmembrane transport; ATP metabolic process.
UCAAGCACCGUCGAGUGAAUGAAGUCAGCUGAUCUGUGCUUCGAGUCGCGUUAUUUCUCAUCAUUUUUUCUCCCGCAGCCCGAAUUUUCUCCGAUCCUUCACGUGAUUUCAGACACACACCUCUAACAUGGACUUUUCCAAGCUGCCCAAGAUCCGAGAUGAGGAACGGGAGGGACGGUUUGGAUACGUACACGGCGUCUCCGGACCUGUGGUGACGGCUUCCAGCAUGGCCGGGGCUGCAAUGUAUGAGCUGGUGCGUGUGGGCCACAGUGAACUGGUGGGAGAAAUCAUCCGGCUAGAGGGAGACAUGGCUACCAUUCAGGUGUACGAAGAAACCUCUGGCGUGUGUGUUGGUGACCCGGUCCUGCGUACAGGGAAGCCCCUCUCUGUCGAACUGGGACCCGGCAUCAUGGGCUCCAUCUUUGACGGUAUCCAGCGUCCGCUGAAAGACAUCAAUGACCUGACCAAGAGCAUUUACAUCCCUCAAGGAGUGAACAUCGGCGCCCUCAACCGUGAUAUCAAAUGGGAGUUCUCGCCCGCCAAGAGUUUACGGGUCGGGAGUCACAUAACAGGAGGAGACAUCUAUGGUCUUGUGCUUGAGAAUUCUCUCAUUAAACACAAAAUCAUGCUACCACCCAAAAACCGUGGUACCGUCACUUACGUGGCACCACCUGGCAGCUAUGACGUCUCGGAUGUGGUGCUGGAGCUGGAGUUUGAAGGGGUGAAGGAGAAGUUCACCAUGGUGCAGAUUUGGCCUGUGCGCCAGGUCCGACCUGUUACUGAGAAACUGCCUGCUAAUCAUCCUCUGCUAACUGGCCAGCGAGUGUUGGACGCCCUUUUCCCGUGUGUACAAGGAGGGACUACAGCCAUCCCAGGGGCAUUCGGGUGUGGCAAAACCGUGAUCUCUCAGUCCUUGUCCAAAUACUCUAACAGUGACGUUAUCAUCUACGUGGGCUGUGGAGAGCGAGGUAAUGAGAUGUCCGAAGUACUGCGAGAUUUCCCUGAGCUAACCAUGGAGGUGGACGGGAAGGUGGAAAGCAUCAUGAAGAGAACAGCUCUGGUGGCCAACACCUCCAACAUGCCUGUAGCUGCUCGAGAGGCCUCCAUUUAUACAGGAAUCACUCUGUCUGAGUACUUCAGGGAUAUGGGUUACAACGUCAGCAUGAUGGCUGACUCAACUUCACGAUGGGCCGAGGCUCUCAGGGAGAUCUCUGGUCGUCUGGCCGAGAUGCCUGCUGAUAGUGGUUAUCCUGCCUAUCUGGGAGCUCGUCUGGCCUCGUUUUAUGAGCGCGCUGGCCGUGUGAAAUGUCUUGGUAAUCCUGAAAGGGAAGGCAGUGUUAGCAUCGUGGGAGCUGUGUCGCCCCCUGGUGGAGAUUUCUCCGAUCCUGUGACAUCUGCUACGCUAGGUAUUGUUCAGGUGUUCUGGGGUCUAGAUAAGAAACUGGCCCAGAGGAAACAUUUCCCAUCUGUAAACUGGCUCAUCAGCUACAGUAAGUACACGCGAGCGCUGGACGAAUAUUACGACAAGCACUACCCUGAGUUUGUGCCGCUACGCACCAAAGCUAAGGAGAUUCUGCAGGAGGAAGAGGACCUGGCUGAGAUCGUUCAGCUUGUUGGCAAGGCUUCCUUGGCUGAGACAGAUAAAAUCACUCUUGAAGUCGCCAAGCUGAUUAAGGAUGAUUUCCUGCAGCAGAAUGGUUACACACCUUAUGACAGGUUUUGUCCGUUCUACAAGACGGUGGGCGUCUUAUCAAACAUGAUCGCCUUCUAUGAUAUGGCCCGGCAUGCAGUGGAAACCACCGCCCAGAGCGAUAACAAGAUCACCUGGGCCAUGAUCCGUGAGCACAUGGGCGAGAUCCUCUACAAGAUCAGCUCCAUGAAAUUUAAGGACCCUGUGAAGGAAGGUGAGGCAAAGAUUAAAGCUGAUUACGCACAACUGCAUGAGGACAUGCAGAAUGCUUUCCGUACACUGGAGGACUAGGUACCUUUCAGCGUCCACAUCAGCUGAACUCGGCUGUCUUUCUUUCCCUGUCUUUCUCUCCAUCCACCAACAUUCCACUUCUUUCGUUUCACCCUUCCUUUUAUGGUGUAACUUUUGACAUAAAGAACUUCCUCCAUUUUGUGUGUGUGUGUGUUGUAGUUGGUUGUGUUUGUGUUUUUGUGAGUGUUCCAGAUGUAUUUUUCAUUUUUCGUACACCACUCUACUGCCUCAUCAUUUUAUCCUCCAGUGUUGUGCGUGUGGUUUUUUGUUUUGUUUUGUUUUUUUGUUUUGAGACGACUAGAUGAACUGGUGUAAUUAUCAUUCCAAUGUUCUCUGUACAGACGAUUUGAGAGAUGUGAUGAAUUAAACAGAGUUACUAUUUAUUGCUUGGAGCUCUGAUGGUUGCUUGUGUUGUUCUUUGCUGUGUAAUAUAAUCGGGGCGUCACACUUCUCUCCUGCACCGCUUGUGUGACAGUGUUGAAGUCCUGCAACGAUAAAAUAAAAAUUAUGAAUGUGUAAGUUUUAA